Molecule: messenger RNA, 571 nt
Organism: Pleuronectes platessa (European plaice)
Lineage: Eukaryota; Metazoa; Chordata; Actinopteri; Pleuronectiformes; Pleuronectidae
Gene: s100a10a
Product: S100 calcium binding protein A10a
Exons: 3
Coding region: 183-485 (100 amino acids)
Cellular component (GO): cytoplasm
Molecular function (GO): calcium ion binding
Source: RefSeq, a predicted model, not a curated record
CACACUCCGACUCACACACACACACUCACACACACACACACACACUCACACUCACACACCGCAGUCUGGGCGUCGCCUCACUAUAAAUUCAUUGCUUGACUUUUUCCAAACUUCUGUACCUUCCCACCUCCUCUUGAGAGACCACGUCCCAGCUCUGCACGCCUAAAGACCCUUCAGAAACCAUGCCUUCCGAACUGGAAACCGCGAUGGAGUCACUCAUCAAAGUGUUCCACCGUUACGCCUCAAAGGAAAAAAACACCACCACACUGAACCGGCGAGAGCUCAGAGAGUUGAUGGAAAACGAGCUGUCCAACUUCCUCAAGAGUCAGAAGGACCCGGCUGCCGUCGACAAGAUCAUGAAGGACCUGGACACCAACGGAGACGGCCAGGUGGACUUUGAGGAGUUUGUGUCUCUGGUUGUCGGACUUUCCAUCGCCUGUGAGCAGUGCUACCAGUCGCACAUGUGCAAGAAGACCAAGAAGUAAAAGGGGCGAGAGGAGAAGAAGCCACAAAGAGCAUUUCAAGUUGUGUAAAGAUAGUUUUGUCCAUUAAAUGUGCUGAAGAAUUUCAA